Molecule: messenger RNA, 2075 nt
Organism: Ylistrum balloti
Lineage: Eukaryota; Metazoa; Mollusca; Bivalvia; Pectinida; Pectinidae
Product: activator of 90 kDa heat shock protein ATPase homolog 1-like
Exons: 9
Coding region: 111-1139 (342 amino acids)
Biological process (GO): protein folding; positive regulation of ATP-dependent activity
Cellular component (GO): cytosol
Molecular function (GO): protein-folding chaperone binding; ATPase activator activity
Source: RefSeq, a predicted model, not a curated record
GAACAGCGUUGGCUGUAUCGAAGCGUGUAUCAGUAAACAUUUUAAAAGACCAAUCAAACCAGAAACUAAUAAGUGGACGGUUUUUAACUAUCCUGAUUUUUUAAUGUAAAAUGGCGAAAUGGGGAGAGGGAGACCCUCGCUGGAUUGUAGAAGAACGGCCAGACGGUACAAAUGUAAAUAAUUGGCACUGGACUGAGAAGAAUGCGACAAAUUGGUCAAAGGACAAGUUGAAAGAACUGUUAAAUGGUUUAAUAGUUGAAGACGAAGAAUAUUUCUGUGAAAUAAAAUCCUUGACAACAUUAGAUGGGGAAGCUACAGCAAAUAACAGAAAAGGAAAAUUGAUAUUUUUUUAUGAAUGGACCAUUGCAGGCGAGUGGUCAGGGAAGCUAAAAGAUGGUGUCAAGAACCAUAAAGGAAAGUUUGAAAUUCCAAAUCUUAGUGAAGAAAAUGAAGCAGAUGAAGUGAAUUUUGAAGUUACAAUAGACAAAACUACAGAUGAAUCAUUUAAAGUGAAAGAAAUGAUGAGAAAGAAAGGCCAGGAAUUAGUUCGGACACAAGUUGCAAAAUACAUGAAAGAACUAAAAGAAGAGUAUGGAAAAGGAAUUGUUCUUCCCACUAAAGGGAGUUCUACAGUGACUGCCACUGAAAAGAAACAGGCUGAGAACAAAAUGCGACAAGAAAUGAACAAAAUGAUAAUAAACAAGUCCAAUGACAACGUUGGUGUAAGGAUCCACACAAAAAAACUCACAGAAAAGGAAGAAUUCAGAUGUCGUGCAGAGGAUUUAUACAGGGCACUGACAGAUAAGGAGAUGGUGCAAGCUUUUACCUGUGGUCCUGUGUCGAUGGAAGUGGAGAAGGGAGGACGAUUCUCACUUCUCAAUGGCAAUAUAACUGGAGAAUUUUUGGAAUUGGUUCAACCAACAAAAAUUGUUCAAAGGUGGAGGGUGAAAAGUUGGCCAGAGGAACAUUAUUCAGUAGUUACCUUCGACCUGGUGGAAAAAGAGGACUGUACAGUGUUAAAUAUAACACAAACAGGUGUCCCAGACACCGAAUUAGAAAAAACUCGUGAAGGGUGGAAAUUGAACUAUUGGAACAGAAUCAAACAAAUAUUUGGAUUUGGUUCAAAUAUAUUUUGUUGAUGAUAGAUUUUCUUAAAUGUGAUGAUGUUGUAAGUAAAUACCUAGGAAAUGAUUUUCCUGACAGGUUAUCCAGGAAUGUACUAAGUGACCCUGACAAGCUAUUUGAUCUCUUAACGACUUAACAAAAGUUUGGUGUCCGCAGCUCUGAGGGAUUACUCAGAAUUGGAAAAGAUGUAUCUGGCUGCAUGUCGUUCCAAUAGCCAACAUCUUCAGAAGGUAUCAAUGAAUGAAGUAAGGAAUAUUGGAGCAGUAAACCUUGUCAUCUGCUCACCCCAAUUUUUCAAUAUAAAACCUUAUGACAUGAAAUGCAUUUUAUACAGGUUCAUGAAGCAACCAGGACACAACUAUGGGUACACAAGCGCAUUGAAUCCAUACAGCAUUGCUUUCCUUAAAAUUAACCUAUUGCAUUUGUUUUCAUAUCGGACUGAAAUAUUUUAAGAUUUUGUCUUUUAAGGACAAAACUAGUGGGAAAACCUGGAUGUAAUGAAUGUGAAUUUUGAAUGUCUAGUAUUUUAUGAAUACUAGAAUAGAUACCUUCAUGUAAUUUAUACAAACUUUUGAAUGUCUAGUAUUUUAUGAAUACUAAAAUAGAUACCUUCAUGUAAUUUAUACAAACUUUUGAAUGUCUAGUAUUUUAUAAUUUUUUUCUCAUGUGGCUGCUGUCUUUUCCCUUGCUACAUCACGUUUGUUUACAUGUGAUGAACUGGGAUACAAACAAUUAUUACCUUAACACUUCUCAUGAAUAUCAUUGAUUGAACACCAAGGAUAAUUUUCCAUAAGAUAUUCAAGUCAUUGGUUGACUGGCUUCACUUUACUUUUGAUUUUGAUGGAACUUUUUACCAGUUUUCAUUACACAAAUACCCUGAUACCCUGGUAUGGGGUCGUACAUGUGGAGGUCAAGAUUGCUGUUACUAUAAAUAAAUGUUUAUGCCGUCA